GCCGCGCAGGCGCAGUGCGGCUCUCCAUCAUUUCCAAUAUCCCAGUGUAGGAGAACCAGCAGAGCCACAGAACUAAUGGGAACCAUGGGAAAACCACUACCCAACUGUGUUUGGGAACCAAUAUGUUGAACAUUCUUUAUUUGUCAGACUGAGGGACGGUAUUCUGGGUGGGAAAGGACAAAUGGUAAUAAAUUAAUAAUAGAAGACUUUCCGGCACAGCACACGCCGACUCCAGAGCCUCCUUUUUCAGCUAGCAUGUUCCUGAGUCAGAUGGCUAUGAAUGACAAGAUGCAGUAAUGGAAGUCCACGCACCAUUCAGCACUGUAACCAUGAAGCAGCUCAAAGGGUAGGGUCUUCUGUGAGGUCACCUCACCCUACCCGACUACCCACCCAUCAGCUCCACCUGAGAGCCUACGUUGAAGCAUAAGGUCAACUGUCUCCGAACCCUCCCAUCACCACCACCUCCACCACGGCUUUGGAAGACAAACAUGACGUGCAUUGCAAAGACACUGGUUGAUGUCUGAUAUAUAUACCUCCUGAGGUGUCGAGCGUAAAACCAGUGGAGCAAUGAAUGGCGGAAAGGACUGUGAGGCGGGAGAUGAGAGGCAGGCUGUUCCUGUCCAGGUCCCUAUUGGCUGGCAGCGCAAGGCGGAGCACGGUGGUGGGGUUGUAUACAAAAGUGGAAUUUACAGUGUAGUUUCAGGCAGCCACGGCACGGCGGAGAGAUCUGACGCAUGUUGCGAAGACAGAUGUGACACUGCACUGAUGACAUAAAUAAAAUAAAUAUAAAAACUAGUCCCAGUGGCUCGAUGCUGUCCAGCUUGGAGCAGGUGAAGACCUACCUGCUGACAGAUGGAACCUGCAAAUGUGGCCUGGAGUGCCCACUCAUUCUCCACAAGGUGUUCAAUUUCGACCCUGGGGCAGCUGUCAAACAGAGGACGGCAGAGGAUGUGAAAGCAGAUGAAGAUGUCACCAAACUCUGCAUUCACAAGAGGAAACUUCUCGCUGUGGCCACGCUGCACAAGAGCAUGGAGACACACCCACCUCUGACGCUGACCAGUCCAGGGGGGGGUACAUCAUCUGUGGUUGCUGUGCAUUCGACGACUCAACGAGCAAUAAGGACUAAACCUCACGAUGGCCUGCCCAAUGCUGUUGGCCCAGACUGCAAGAAUCCUUUCAAGAUGAUAAUGGCAGCUGGACAACAGCACCAGCAGAGACUGUAUCCACCCCAGGAGAUGGGAGGAGCCCAGCAGCCAGAGCUCUACUCUGGGUACUCAAGGCCGCAGAGGUUGGGCAGUGGGGAGCCAGGCCCCAAAUCCCCUUACCGGGGUGGGUAUGGAGGUAUGCUGAGCCCACCACCCUCCAGUGCUAAGCUUUAUGGAGAUGGCUCUCAGUCUCCCAGUGCAGAGACUCUAGGCAGCCCUGAGGGCUUUCCAAGGACCAAUCCUUGUGGGUUUCCAGGAGCUGGCAGUCCUGGCUCAGCCUCCAUCCAUGGGAACACUAGGACGCCUCUUUCCCCACCCAGUUUAAUGCUCCAUGGUUCCCCCGCGGGCCAGCCAUCCUGCGCAAUGACAGGAAGGACUAGCACACCCCUUUCUCCGACGGCCACUGCCAAAAGCCCUGUCAUGAACAUGAACAUGCCGCGGGGGAACUUCCCCCCUGGCAUGGAUAUGCCCCGUGCAACAUUUCAUCAUAAAACACAGCCCCCUGUACAUCCCGUACCACCACCUCCAUCUAUACCACCUUCCUGUGCCCUUCAAAAAAGGCAGUUGACCUCCGAAAAAGACCCCUUAGGCAUCCUGGACCCCAUCCCAAGCAAGCUAGUCAGCCAGCCCCUCACCAACGUACCAAACCCCUCCAACUUCCAGCCUAACAUCCACUCUCAGGUACCAAUGAUGAAUGUAAACAUACCCCCUCCCGCUAUUGUUCCCUUGCCAAGCAACUUACCUUUACCCACAGUGAAGCCUGGGCCUGUGGGGCAUGGCGGCCAUGUUCAAAGGACUCAACAGGGUGGUCCGGCUUCCUCCAUGUCUCCCUCUCCUGUCACUUCCCCUGUCCACAUGGCUGGACCUGCCCAUGGGAGAAUGGAGGCCUCCCCUCAUCGUUCACGCUCAUCCUCCACCUCCUCUGACCAUGGGAACUUUGCAAUGCCCUCGGGGCACCAGGCCCCAUGUGGCACCAUGAAGGUCCCUCCUCGCUCUCCCAGGUCAGCUAUGGGAUCUCCCAGGCCAGCUAUGCCCUCCAGCCCCUCCACCAACAAAACUGACCCUCUCCACCAGUAUAAAGACUCCCAGCUGCUGCCAGGGAUGGGAAAUUCGAUUGGCACCCAGCAGCACAGCAACCCUAUGUACUCACCCACUUCUUCCUCAUCAUCAUCCUCUUCUCUGGCACUCCCCAGCGCUUCCCAGAAGGGCCACCCUGGACUCCUGGGGAUGCCCCUCAACCAGAUCCUUAACCAACAGAAUGCCGCAUCCUUCCCUGCCAGCAGUCUCUUGUCAGCCGCAGCCAAAGCACAGCUAGCAAAUCAAAACAAACUCAGCGCUGCUGGCAACAGCACUGCUGGCAUGGCUGGUGGUGGUGUUGGUAUGGCAGGCAUGGGGGCAGGUGGAGGAGGCAAUGGAGCAGGUGGCGGGCACCCUGGCUCUAUAAGCGGCCCUCGAGGCAUGGAGGGACUCAGCACUUUAAACCCAAUGCUCCCGCCAAACUCCACCAUGCUGCUCAACACUCCUGAAGGCCAGAGUGGUCGGGCGGCUCUUAGAGACAAGCUCAUGGCCCAGCAGAGGGACCCCAUGCGCAAACGGAGGCAGUCGUCGGGCAGCUCUGUUGUAAAUCAUGACAACAGUAACAACAUGGUCUACAACAUGCUUAACAAACGAGUUAUGGGAGGACCCCACAUGCCAGGGCCCAGUGCCACUGAGCAGCUACGAAAAGUGGGCCGACUUGGAAACCUUCCCCCAAACACCUCCAUGGCCCAGCUUCUCCAGUCCAUGAGCUGCCAGAGCUCCCAUAGCCUGGUUGGGAACAGCCAUCGUCCAGGUCUUAGUCCCGGCCUAGGGCCUGGUCCUCAAGGAGCUGCACAGCUGCACUACAACGACAGCACAGGUAUGGUCCCUGGUGGCCCUCAGCAAAACCUCCUAGCUCAGCAGAGCCUGCGGGGUCCAGGAGAUGCCAUGCAGCACUGCCAGAACAUUGACACUUCUGGGGGUCAUCUGGGCUCUCGUCCAGGCCAGUUCCCUGACAUGAUGGCCCAUAUGCAGGCCUCUACAAUGAGUAAUUGUGGGCCUAUGGGGCCAGGAGGUGGACCGGUGGGCCCUGAUGGCAUGCCGCUGGGACGUCCCAACACUAACCCCCCACCGCUGUCCCAUCCUGGCCCUCACCCCUCACAACCGAACCUCGUUCACAGUAUGGGGCGGACUAACAUGUUGGUGAUGUCCCAUGGAGGAGGUGAUGCAAGUUGUACACAGACCAUCUCUGAUACAGGAAACCCCUCAUCCCUUGGCUGUGGUAUGCACGUCAACUCCAGCGGAGGUCAGAUGUACCAGCAGCAGGUCCACCAGGGCAUACAGCAGGGGGUGGCCUCCCACCCAGCCUACCAGGGACAGCAGCACUUCUCUGACAACCCACCUUACACAGACAACAACAACACUAAUGCUGGCUCCAUGGCCUGCCUCUACCAGAACUACCAGCAGGGGAUGUUGUCGCACCCACAGUUCGGGGAAGGGCAACAGCCCCAGGUUGAGGGGCUUCCAGCGUGUGCACCUGGCUCUGACAGGGGCCCAGGUGGAGGACCAGAGUCGGUGGACGCCAUCUACAGGGCUGUGGUGGACGCCGCCAGCAAGGGCAUGCAUGUUACCAUAACCACCACGGUGAGUGGGACCACGCAGGCGAGUUCAGUGCCUGCCCUCAGCGCCAUGAGUGCCUUCACUGCCUCUUUAGGGGAGCCCGUCAACCUCCCCAAAGCCGUUAGCACAGUCCUGCAUGGGCACUUGGAAGGGGAGGUGUUACCCCAACAAGCCAGGCCAAGGCAGGUGAGACUGGGACGGGGUCAGAAGAAUAUGGAUCCAGGGAAGAGCACCCCAGACGGACCCGAGGCCAACGACUACUUCCGUUCUCCUGGCCGUGGAACCCCCAGGGGUCAGUGGGAGGGGGAGACGCAGCACGGAGGAGGCUUCGACCCUCAUAGCAACAACAGCGCCUGGGGUGGUGAGGAGUUUCUGGAGUGCUCUACCCAAGUGAGGAGUAGUCCAUGCAUGGAGCGACCCGCCAGCCUCGCCCCCGCCCCACCCUGCCCCACUGAGGGGUCCAGCGACCAUGGUCUCUCCAUGGGCCAUGAUAAGGCCUUUCUCGAUGAUGGCUAUCGCUUCAACAACUGCAGUCGGAUACCUGCUAACUACAAGGAGCGUCUGGAGCAGAUGGUGGAACGCUGCGCUCACAUCAAUGGUGCCACAACCCACUUCAACACCCGGUGUUACGGAGAAGUCCUGGGCCCCCCACGGCAGGAGCUGACGGGGGACGACCAGUCGCCCAGCUCAUCCACUAGCCUGGAAGGGCCUCUGGCCACAGCCAAAGACUAUAGUCACUACAACGGCCAUUUCAACGGUAUGGCGCCCAGCCCCUCGGACACAAAGAGCCUGAGCAGCGAGGAGGACCUGCGGCAGCCGGACUCUCCUUCCUCAGAACUGCUUCACUACCGGUCCAGGACCUUCAACAUGGGAGAGCUGGUCUGGGGCCAGUUGAAGGGCUUCCCACCCUGGCCUGCCAAGUUGGCUGGGGACGAGCAAGUGCACAGCGCUGCUAUGCAGCUGCGGGAGCAGGCCAAGGUAGAGCCAGAGAAGCUGAAAACACUAACUCACGACUUUGACCGAGCCGCCAAAAGAGGCCUGAAGUAAGUAUAUAUGCACACC
Molecule: messenger RNA, 4904 nt
Organism: Micropterus salmoides (largemouth bass)
Lineage: Eukaryota; Metazoa; Chordata; Actinopteri; Centrarchiformes; Centrarchidae
Product: methyl-CpG-binding domain protein 5-like
Exons: 9
Coding region: 810-4889 (1359 amino acids)
Cellular component (GO): chromocenter; nucleus
Molecular function (GO): DNA binding; chromatin binding
Source: RefSeq, a predicted model, not a curated record